AUGACCUUAUCGCUCCGCCGGGUCAUGGAGAUUUUGGACGAUCGCCUGCGAUAUUACGACGAGGAACUCAUCCAGGAGCUGGGCGAAUACAAGAACGAAGUAGGCAUUCACAUCAAGAACUACCGCCUUCGCCAGCCAGCUGUCGCGUCCUUUUGGUUCGGUCUGCGCGAUAUCGAGCAUCUGCACAUCUCAGGCUGCAUAUGCGAGCCUUACUUGCGCUUUUGUAAUGCGUGCGACGACACCUUUACCCUCCACAUCUUCAAUGUCGCGUUCAACCACCUAACGGCUUUCCAUCUGUUCUGCAUGUACGUUAGUGGUGGUCGUCUUCGAAGAUGGCUCCGAGAGCAAGGCCACACACUCACUCAGUUGCAAUUCUCAAACAAUGUCUUGACUGAUGGUUCAUGGAAGACAAUCGCACAGGGGCUGCAGAAGCUACCUUUUCUGCGUGAGCUUGCUCUCGAGCAUAAUCUUUUGCAGAAAGGCGCCGUGCCAAGACCGCUAGGUCAACAGAUACCUGUGUAUCAAUGCGAGGACACCGACGAUGACGAUACGGAUGUAGACAAAGUUCGCCACUAUCUGGCAUUCUUCAUCGAGAAUUUCUGCACCGAAAGAUAUACGGGUAGUAGAUAUUUGCCGUGGCCCUUGCCGUAUUAUCACAUGGUGGAUCUACCGAUCUACUCGCUGAAUUACGGCCCGGAGACUAUUGACCGUGACCCUGCUUUGAAGGCGCUGGAAAAGUACAUUGUGGAAGUUGAAGGGGAGUAA
Alternaria conjuncta is the source of this 765-nucleotide messenger RNA. RefSeq lists its product as uncharacterized. The record is from RefSeq and is a predicted model, not a curated record. The transcript is spliced from 2 exons. NCBI's taxonomy places the organism in Eukaryota, Fungi, Ascomycota, Dothideomycetes, Pleosporales, Pleosporaceae. The coding region runs from base 1 to 765 and encodes 254 amino acids.